Molecule: messenger RNA, 2393 nt
Organism: Exophiala xenobiotica
Lineage: Eukaryota; Fungi; Ascomycota; Eurotiomycetes; Chaetothyriales; Herpotrichiellaceae
Exons: 1
Coding region: 73-2280 (735 amino acids)
Molecular function (GO): protein binding
Source: RefSeq, a predicted model, not a curated record
CAACUUUUCUCGACAUUCAAUCCAAGCUUUCAUUCUUUAUGUUUCAUUCACCUUUGGCGUUCGGGUCCAUUUAUGCAUGGUUCGGUCCCCUUUUACAGGCUCCUCAAUGGUGUCCUACAGCCUUCGUCUAGCCGGAUUCCCCAUUUGAGCCUUCACAUCCUUCGACGACAAACUCGUGCUAGAGCGCAUUGCACGACGGAAUGGCAGCCUCGGAAUCUUCAACAUCAGCGACGAUUUCAGUCCAGCAUAACCAUCGGCUCGUCUUUCUUCCCGGUUGACUCCACUACUGGCAACUACGAACACAAUGAUACCCCUACAAACACCUCGAGACUCGAGUCCACGAGCGCAUUGACUCCCGAUGCCGGGUCUGCUUCUCAGAGCUCCUUAAAAAGACAAGUGUCGAUGGAAGAGCUGUUGGAAGAGAAUCACCCGGAAAGAAUACUCUUGGGCUUUGUCACACCCUCUAUUGGUGAUGCUUUCGUUGCAGACGCGGACGACGAGACUUUUGCCAGAGCUAUAUGCGCUCUUGAUCCUGACUACUUCAUCCUCCCAUUCAGAGACAUCCAUCGCCAUAUAAAACCUACUUUGGAGACCGAGCCACGCUUUCGGUACGUAAAAUCUUUCGAAGAACGAGUCGGCACCUUUUAUCAUGUCUUGGACACGUUGGUCACGCUUCGACAAGAGCGUGGCCAUGCCAUCACUCUUGAUGUCUAUCGACAUUUGCUGCGUUGUGCAGCUGCUGGGGGCUAUGGGAACAUGGCAAGAGUCGUAUUUUGUACCCUGAUGCCAGAGAACGAAAUCGUUCCCGAUGUGGACUGCUACAACUAUUUCAUGGAGGCGCUCAACUGGAACCUUGCAUAUGGUAGAUUUGAGCGAUAUUCCCUGAGAGUUAUUCCGAAGCAUAUGUAUCUUCGCUCUCAGAAAGAGAGGCUUCCAGGCUUCCGCGGUCACACGGUCGCUUCGCCGACGCUACCAAACGACGAGCAGUCACUCCGGCUAGAAGUCCUGAGGACUUUCAACGAACUCGUCAGACGAGGUCUGAAAGGCGAUGAAGCUACCUUUUGCAACCUGAUAACCGCGAUGGGUCGCGAGGGAGAUAUCUCUAGCGUGAGAAGUGUGCUCAAAUCGGUCUGGAACAUCGACCUUGAUGCCCUUGAGAGGUACGAUGAGGAAGAGGUCGAAAGUCCGACUUUCUACAAGCCCGAUUCUCCGUUGAAACCCACGGAACGACUCCUUCAGACGGUAGUUCAUACCUUCUCCACCAACAACCAAGUCGACAAAGCAAGCAUGCUGGUUGAUUAUAUCUCUCGAAACUACAACAUACCGAUUCCGGCAAGUGUGUGGACGCACCUCCUCGAAUGGACUGCCUUACUCUCCCUCCAGUUGGGCGGGGUGAAGUUUCGCAACGGCGAUGCUGCCGGUCGGGUGUCCUUCAGAGCACUUGAAGCCUUAUGGACAGCCUUCCAUGAUGAGCCCUACAAUGUACCCGUUACCAUUGUGGAUCAGAUGUACAGAGUCAAAGGUAGAUUUCGAGGAAAGAGACUAGAACUAGCGUUGCGCGAUCUGCGAGUGUGCGUACAAUUGCUCGACGAAGAUCGGACCAAAGUCUCCCAGAUGUACGAUAAAAUGCGGGAGUAUCUCCGAACAAAUUAUGACCAUAUCUUCGCAGCUGGAGUACCGUCGGCCGAAUUUCUCCAACUGAAGAGGGAGUUCCUGUUUGCUUCAUUGAGGCUCGACUGUCAUAUCCAGCUCAUCAGCACCGCUGUUAGGAAUAUGUUCAAAGAGAGUUGGUGGAACGUUACAACCCACAGGCCUUAUUUUCGGCAGGUCACUUGGCCCUUGCGAUUGGUACCUGAUUUGGUUCAGGAAUGGGCGGAGUUUCUCCCGAAUAUCAUUCCCUACUACACGACUACGGGCCAUGUCACGAUAAGCGGCCAGGAACAUAGAGAGAAAGCGAUGGUGUCGGCGAAUUCGGCGCAGACUACCUUUGCCGGGUCGAUGAGGGCGAUGUUCGACACCUACAGUCCCGCUCGUUUACGUCAUUCCGUGGACUAUGUAUAUCGUGGUCCGAAGGGUCUGGCAGCCUUCGAUGCAGAGGCGGCGUCUUUUGAGGACGAUGGUGAUCAGAGGUAUACUGAUUGGGUUCUGCGGGAGGAGAAGGAGCAGCGUAGUGAGCGUUUGAGCACGGUCAAGUAUGGACAGGUGAAUCCUCCUGGACCGGAUUGGCGAGUGGAUGAAUGGCACCCAUGGGCUGGACCUGGCAAUCCUUCCAAAAAAUGACGCUCGGAUAAUUUAAUAUAGUGAAGCUCGAGUAAGCAAUGCUUCUCGACGUGGUUGUGUAGCAUUAUAUAUGUACUACCGUUGUGCCGAAAUUAGAUCACUCUGUACACUUG